UAGACUAGCGCGCCAGCAGGGCCAGAGUCGGCCUGGGAGCCCGCGGAGCCGAUCGCAGCCAGUGGAGCGCUUGGGCGGGGGCGGCGCGCGCGAUGGCUCCCGCCGGGGACCGCGAGGGCUACUGGGGUCCAACGACCUCCACGCUGGACUGGUGCGAGGAGAACUACGCGGUGACCUGGUAUAUCGCAGAGUUCUGGAAUACAGUGAGUAACCUGAUUAUGAUUUUACCUCCAAUUUUUGGUGCGAUGCAGAGUAUUAGAAGUGGACUGGAAAAGCGGUACAUUGCUUCCUAUUUAGCACUCACAGUGGUAGGAAUGGGAUCCUGGUGCUUCCACAUGACUCUGAAAUAUGAAAUGCAGCUAUUGGAUGAACUCCCAAUGAUCUACAGCUGUUGUAUAUUUGUAUACUGCAUGUUUGAAUGUUUUAAGCCGAAGAACUCUGUAAACUACCAUCUGCUUUUUACCUUAGUUCUCUUCAGUUUAAUAGUAACCAUAGUUUACCUUAAGGUAAAGGAGCCUAUAUUCCAUCAGGUCAUGUAUGGAAUGUUGGUCUUCACUUUAGUGGUUCGAUCUAUUUAUAUUGUUACAUGGGUUUAUCCAUGGCUGAGAGGGCUGGGUUACACAUCUUUGGGUGUAUUUUUAUUAGGAUUUUUAUUAUGGAACAUAGAUAACAUCUUUUGUGAUUCACUGAGGAACUUUCGAAAGAAGCUACCACCUGUCAUAGGUGUUACCACACAGUUUCAUGCAUGGUGGCAUAUUUUAACUGGCCUUGGUUCUUAUCUUCACAUCCUUUUCAGUUUAUAUACAAGAACACUAUAUUUGAGAUACAGGCCAAAGGUGAAGUUUCUCUUCGGAAUCUGGCCAGUGAUCCUGUUUGAGCCUCUCAGGAAGCAGUGAUGAAUUGUUACACCAAGAAAAUAAAAUAGCACGUACCCUAGGCCUAGCCAAACAAACAAGGAAAUAAAGAUCUACAUGUUCAAACAGAUGUAUUAUAACCAUCACAGCAAAGGAGUGACUUUCUGACAUGCUGCCAGCCACACAGAGAAUGAGGAAUGGGACUUGUUGGAUGUUUAGCUUGUGUCUUUAUCUCAUUUGUCUUCCCUCUCCUCACCCUCACCCUAAGAUGUUUAAAAAGAAACAGACAUGAUGUGUAUGUAUACACGAA
Dama dama (fallow deer) is the source of this 1164-nucleotide messenger RNA. It is a transcript of the gene ACER3, whose product is annotated as alkaline ceramidase 3. Lineage: Eukaryota; Metazoa; Chordata; Mammalia; Artiodactyla; Cervidae. Gene Ontology annotation, biological process: phytosphingosine biosynthetic process; ceramide metabolic process. The record is from RefSeq and is a predicted model, not a curated record. Gene Ontology annotation, cellular component: endoplasmic reticulum membrane. Bases 93 to 896 code for a protein of 267 amino acids. The transcript is spliced from 11 exons.